CUCGAGAGUCGCGGUGUCCCACGCCGCACGAGCAAACGGUGGGCUGUCGUUGUCAGUACGGGACACAUCCUGCACCGUCUCUCUGCAAUAUGGCGACAGAGUUUCAUAACCUUCAGGAGCUGAGACACAGCGCAUCACUGGUCACAAAGGUUUUCAUCCAGAGAGACUACAGCGAAGGAACCGUCUGCCGUUUCCAGACUAAGUUCCCCUCAGAACUUGACAACAGGAUUGAACGGACUUUACUCGAGCAGACGGUGAAGACACUUAACUCUUAUUAUGUGGAGGCUGAAAAAAUCGGCGGUCAGUCGUACCUGGAAGGAUGUCUGGCCUGUGCAACGGCUUACAUUAUCUUCCUCUGCAUGGAGACACGUUAUGAGAAGGUGCUGAAGAAGAUAUCGGGCUACAUCCAGGAGCAGAAUGAGAAGAUCUAUGCUCCGAGAGGCCUUCUCCUUACAGACCCCAUAGAGAGAGGAAUGAGGGUCCUUGAGAUCAGUGUUUUUGAAGACCGGGGCUCAGGCAGCUCCAGUCCCAGCAGCAGCAUGUCAUCGGCCGGGAGCGCCGCUCGGUGACUGGAGGGGCAGCGCCAGGCUUACGGGUACCACCACAGGGGCAGCGGGACACUUACCAACAUCCGCAUGCUGAAACAUGAGAGCACCAGGUUCUAAGACAGGUGGAGCGAGAAAAGCAAAGGAGGUGAUCCACAGCAUUCACACUUCUCUUUGCUGAAGCCUUCGAUGUUCCACCCAGAGAACAGGAACUGGUUUACACAAACACACUGGAAUCGAAUAAAUGCGAGCACAACAUCAGUAGGUAGAUGUAGAAGCCAAAGUCCAGAGAGUCUGUUAGUGUAUAUCCCUCAUCCUAUCCAGCUGUCCAUACCAAAAUAAUCAGAAUUUCUUUUGUUUAAUUUUUCCAUUUACCUUUUCUCUCAUUCCAUCACGUCUGUUUCCAUGAGUCAGACCAUCUCUGUGUUAUGGCUGAUUCAGCAGGCUUACCUCUGAUUAGACUAGACCUCAGUGCUUGAUUGUUUUCAGGGAGGUCACUGUCACUAUGUCUCUGCUGACGCACCGAUAGUGGAGUCUGAAGUCUGUGCACCAGUUCUAAAAUUCUGCGGGGAGGAAAAUGACCAGCCUCCUGGGAAACCCAAUGUUCGCUUGUCUUGCUGAAUGAUUGCAUUCAUGUCAGGUGGUUGGGGUCAAGCUGCUUUGAAUGCUGGCAAAUUGGGCCUGCUGUGGGAUUUUUUGCUUCUAUGCUCUGUUCACAUGCAUUUGGCUUCGGUAUCAAACAGCUAACACAGAGCACCUUGGAUUAUUUAUCCUCCUCAUUCACAGCGGUAGAUGCUGGUGAUCCACGUCGCAGCUGCAGGAAACACUCCUAUGCACGCACACACACUUUCUUUGUAUGCAUACAGAUGUAGACAACUGUACAAAAAUGCAUAUACAGAAACACAUUGGCAAGGAGACACACAUGCAUUAGCGCACACACACACACACACACACACACACACACACACACACACACACACAUGCACACGCACACCUGUGGCAAAUGUUUUGUUUCCAUGGGCAUUUUGUUGAUUUAUAUUGAUUUUAAGUGACUUUAUCUAAUCACAACAUAUAUAAACCCAACCCUCAAUGUAAUCCCAAAGAAUGAUAAUUUGCUUUAAAGAGACAUGAAUUUUUCCCUUUUAUGGAACUAAGGCUACGUAUGUUCACACUGCAGGUAAAACUGGCCUGAUUCUGCCUUUUUUUUUUUUCCGCUCAU
Sphaeramia orbicularis (orbiculate cardinalfish) is the source of this 1764-nucleotide messenger RNA. RefSeq names its product golgin A7 family, member Bb (gene golga7bb). Gene Ontology annotation, biological process: peptidyl-L-cysteine S-palmitoylation; protein targeting to membrane. Bases 90 to 569 code for a protein of 159 amino acids. The transcript has 5 exons. The record is from RefSeq and is a predicted model, not a curated record. NCBI's taxonomy places the organism in Eukaryota, Metazoa, Chordata, Actinopteri, Kurtiformes, Apogonidae. Gene Ontology annotation, cellular component: palmitoyltransferase complex.